Staurois parvus is the source of this 278-nucleotide messenger RNA. The record is from the annotation of a GenBank genome assembly. Lineage: Eukaryota; Metazoa; Chordata; Amphibia; Anura; Ranidae.
UGCGCGGCUUUGCCAAGCAUUAAAAACGCCCCACAAACACCUAUAAUGAAGUUUGAAUGGUGUUACCGCUCCGCAAAUGCCUCGCAACUGCACCUGGCCGGCCAGGCGUUUGCGGAGCGGCACCAUAGACUUGAAUAGGAGGCUUCAACUCCUCCUGACUCGACCAGAGGCGUCCGUUUUGCCGCAACGCAACGCUAACACUCCCGUUUGAACAGCACUACGUGCUGCAAUGUGAGUAUUGGGGGGGGGGGGGGGGGCUGUGAGGGGGAGCAGCACAC